UUUUGCGGCCUUCAGUGGCUUUGCCUUUCCUCCUUGACGUCCGGACAUGAUGAUGAUUGGCUGAAAUUGAGUUUUAUAGAGCUAAUUUCACAAAGAUUAUAUUUCGAACAAUAAUUGUACAAGAAUACAUUUACUCGUAAACACAUAUUCACUAUGAAUCUCCUACUUCACAUUUCCUCUCUAUUACUACAGUUAUGGCUUUGGUUUUUUGAUAGAUUCAUAAUGUAUCCAUUAAUGAGAAUAGUAGCACCAAAGUUAGGUGUUCGUUUCAUGAAUUUGGGCUACUGGCCAUCAUCAGCACCUCAGUACGCAAAAAUGAGAAUGUUCAUGGAAGAUCUAGGUGACCUAGAUGAAUACGAGUCGGAUCGAGCUCAUAUUUAUCUCUAUGAAAAAGCAUUAUCAAUGCAUCCAAAUUAUCCUUAUUUUGAACAAUUUGAAAUUCUUGAAGUGAGCUGUGGUCAAGGGUACUCUCUCGAUUGGAUAGAAAAGUGGCAUGGACCAACAAAAUGCAUCAUUGGCUGUGAUAAAGUUGUCACUAGAAAUAUGAAUAACAUAGUCUACGGAGAUGCACUAGAUUUACCGUUUGCAGAUAAUUCGUUUGAUUUUGUUUUGAAUGUGGAAGCAGCUCAUCUUUACUCGGACUACAAACUAUUUUUCAAAGAGGGCUCACGAGUUUUGCGAUCGGGUGGUGCCUUCUGCUACAUGGACAUUCGAUAUCCCCAUGAGGCAAAACAGAUUCAGGAGACAGCCACAGCAGCCGGUUUUGUAAAGAAACAUUUCGAGUUUUGCACUGAUGAAGUAGUUGAGGGCUUAAAAUAUUCAGCGAGAAAAUAUGAUAGGCUACUAGAGAAAGCUCCUUUCUUCGUUAAAUUCUUCAAAAACUCGCUGCGAGCAACGUACUGUGCUCCUGGAACAUCAACUUAUGAACGAUUGAAAAAUAAACAGCGGAUCUACAUCGCAGCGAUGUGGAUAAAGAAAUAAAGAAAUGAAGAAGUGAAGAAGUGAAGAAGUGGUAUUAAAUAACAUGUAAAAACAUUUUAAAGAUAAUAAAACAAUUGGUAUUU
Messenger RNA from Caenorhabditis elegans, 1064 nucleotides. It is a transcript of the gene nemt-1, whose product is annotated as Methyltransferase type 11 domain-containing protein. The record is from RefSeq and is marked reviewed. Lineage: Eukaryota; Metazoa; Nematoda; Chromadorea; Rhabditida; Rhabditidae. The transcript has 6 exons. Gene Ontology annotation, molecular function: S-adenosylmethionine-dependent methyltransferase activity. Bases 154 to 981 code for a protein of 275 amino acids.